Molecule: messenger RNA, 165 nt
Organism: Botrytis fragariae
Lineage: Eukaryota; Fungi; Ascomycota; Leotiomycetes; Helotiales; Sclerotiniaceae
Exons: 1
Coding region: 1-165 (54 amino acids)
Source: RefSeq, a predicted model, not a curated record
AUGAAGAAGAGUGAAAAAUUCGAUUCUUUUAAAGACAAUGAAAAAGAAGAUUUGUAUUUGGAGAUAGGAAAGUUCAUGAAGCAUCAAAAGGCCAAGGGAGAAAAGCAAAUUGAUGAUGAGGAAGACGACAAAGAGGAAGAUGAUGAAGAGAAUGAUGAUGAAUAG